AUGGACCUGCACGUCAUGGAGGGGUACCGAUAUGCAAUCCUACCCGGGUUCUUUCACGAAGGUCCAACGACGCCAGAGCAAUCCCAAGCGGUGAUGCCAGUGUGCGGCUCAUGGACUGUACUGAAGAACCAGCUAAAAGCUUUGCGAAUUGAGCAUCCCCGGUCGCAGAUCAAGCUGCUGCUACUCACUCGACAUGGCGAGCAUAAUGCGCUGUGUGAGAAGCUGGUUCCAGCCACGCUAGGUUUGUCGGCAGCAGACCAUCUCGAACGAUCAAGAAGAAGUACAACAAAUAGCCGAUCGAACCAGGUCGGCCGAGAGUGGCCUCUCUUCGAUCCCAGUCUGUCUGCCGCCGGAACUAAACAAGUCAAUCAGCUCGGAGUUACAGUGCGCCAGCAAGUGGAGCGCGGUAUGCCUGUACCGAAGCACUACGUCAGUCCAGCGAGGCGAGCCGUGCAGACUUGGGCGGGGGUUUGGUCGAAUGUAGGAGAAGGAGAGGUAUCAGCGACCGUCAUUGAAGAGCUCCGCGAAGAGCUGCAUGUCCACCUUUGUAAUGCCCGGCGCAAUGUCUCACUCCUGCAAGCAGAGUUGUCACAACUGGUGAUACCUGCCGAUACGUCCGAGGUCGACCCCCUCUGGCAGCCAAGCUCAGACUGCAGGUAUGACCGAGCGGACGCGCCGCUACCACCACAGCUACUAGAGCGGCCUAUGCGGGGUAUGGAGAACGGGCGGGAGAUGGCUUUGCGCGCCGAGAAGGCUUUGAACCGGAUCAUGGACGAUAGUGGGGAGUCAGCAUGUAAGAGCGUGACGAGCCAUUGCUCCUUGUUGCGCGAGAUGAUGGGGGUCCUGGGGUCGCUUCGGCGGGACUUGAGGACGGGCGAGAUGUGCGCGGUCGUGGUCAAGGUGGACUAG
Messenger RNA from Dioszegia hungarica, 909 nucleotides. RefSeq lists its product as uncharacterized. The record is from RefSeq and is a predicted model, not a curated record. Gene Ontology annotation, molecular function: phosphatase activity. Bases 1 to 909 code for a protein of 302 amino acids. NCBI's taxonomy places the organism in Eukaryota, Fungi, Basidiomycota, Tremellomycetes, Tremellales, Bulleribasidiaceae. Gene Ontology annotation, cellular component: cytoplasm. The transcript has 7 exons.